AGUCUGCUAACGAGUAGUACUAUUACGCAGUCAACUACAUCCACAAUUUCUCCGCGUCGAACUUGAACGUGAAUUGUUGACAAGUUUUAGAUUUAUAGAUAUAGUUAUACGUUGAUCGUCAGCAAAAUUGCGAACGGCAUCAACAGCGCUCCUUCGUCAAACUUAUAAUCAUCGAAAGUCAAAUGGCCGCGGUUUUGUCAUCUCACGGGGCACCACACACACCUGUCGGCGCCCCGUUGCUCCUUGGAGCCUGUCGGUCGCUUCAUGAAGAGUUUCUGGUACUGACGCGUGAGAUCGAGGCGGUACUGCAGAGGCGCAGCCUAGCGAAGCAUGUAGCAUUACGCGUGCGCGCGUGGCGAGACAGGUUGUUGCACUGCCACUCGUUCUGUGGCACGCCAGCACUCGAGCGGUUGCGGAAUAUGUAUCUUGGCUUGCUUUUUUACUGUCUCGCAGCGGACGACUGGACGCACGCUCCAGUGAACAAAGUACCACGAGCAGAGGGCGGCCCGCUUCCCGGCUUGCCGUCGCAUACUGCGUGCAUGCUGCGCCACCGCAUUCCUGGGGUUUUGUUGCGGGAAACGUGCUUCGUCGGAGCAGCCGAGCAAGCGGGCGGGGCAACGUCUUCAUCUUCAAGAGUCAGGAGCGCCAGCGCUUACAGUACCCGACGUCGAAUUCGCGCCGCCGGUGGAGACACAGGCACGACCCCGCGAAGUCAACGUCAGCAUGCUGAUGGUGGCAUUUCUGCCCGAGGGCACAUCAACCACAACCACCUAGUUUUCUCAAACACAAUCCGAAGUGCUGCUGGCAUGGUGGACGAAACGACUGUUGAUGUCGGUCAUCCCGACCUUACGCCGUCCGUCGUGUCGGCAGGUAGCCGCAAAAAAAAUUUUUACGAAAGUCGGCUCAGCUGCGAACAGGAUGCCAUGAACAACGUCGCUAGACCAUCAACGACAACAUCUAGACUGAGCACGGACAUUCACAGAGACAAUUUAAGCCUGUCUCAGAGUCAGGUGCUGGCUGCAGGCGUGGAAGAGUUUCGUCGCCAAGUACACAGUUUCGACGCCAGCGGAAUUCGUACGGAGCACUCACCACCUCCACAGACCGGCGGUUCUCUGGAUUAUCUCGAUCGGGCUCGGGAUAUCGUUUUGCGGACAAGCGUGAACGCCGAUGUUGUCGGAGGACCGUUACCUGCUGCUAUAGGUGCAGCUGUGCCUGCAGCGGAGACGACGAGCUUGCUGAACCUCCCAGAAAGGUCGGCUUCGGACGCCAAGAACAGCCACGACGCAGAUGCACCAUUAUCCUCAUCAGCAGAGGAAGACGAAAUGGUCGCUCUUGUUGAAACCCUAGCUGAGCAAGAGCGGGUGCAGAACGAGCAGCGCAAGUGUAAAGAAUAUCAAAAUUGUGCAGCAAGCGACGCAGGAGGCAUGGUCAUACACAAAGCAGCAGCCGCUUCUCCUCCUGUCGGGAAACUACAACAGGCUCGCAUGUCAUCUCAUCGUAGUCGCUCCGCAUCGCGGGAACCGAUUGCUGAGAGUCGUGCUGAGGCAAAGCGCGACGACCUCUCUGGGAGACCACAUCGAGCAGAAGAUGACGUAAAUCUCGAAAUCGAUGAGGAUGAUCCAAUAAACGAUCACGAACCACGAGCCCCUCCGGUUGGGGGUCCUGGCCGAAGCGCGACGUCAUCCUCGUCUAAUUUGUUGUUUUAUCCUGGCGAUCGUGCAGGCAGAACAGCCGCGUCACCUCCUCGUACAAGGGAAAGAGACAGAUCAGCAGACUCAACAGGUCGCCGCAGUCGGUCACGCACGCCUCUUGGCGGAUCGCAGCACGGGAAUUGGGAGCGACCAAAUUACCUUCGGGGACUGCCGACUUCGCAGAUCAUGCGCAUGCCGCCUCCGCAGAUAUCGUCGUCUAUCUCUCGUGCAUCGAGUGGAAAAAAACCAAGACGCGUUAGCAUAUCGACAGUACCGCGCGAAGACUCGGUGCUCUCACCAGCGACAAACCGCUCCUUUGCGCGUGCCGAUGCAAACUUCACGGCUGCGAUUCGACAACACUCCACAAGCCCAGCAGGGCAAAAGCCCAUAAGUGUAAGUGAUUUGCACGAAGGUAAUAGUUUUAAUUCAAUCAUUUACAUCUUUUUGAAUUUUCCACUCAGCUGUCAAUACGUCGGGUCGUGCGUGUGUCCAGGGAAACCUGAAUAUUGAUGAAGAUGGCUUCAUCUAGAUCUAGUUUAAAAAAAGAGUCGUCGACAAAGCUAAAGCACGACGUGCAUCUACAAACUCUAGCUCCCGAAAUGAACAACGAAGCGACCAUCAAUAGCCAAGGCCGUGUGCGUGGUAGUCCCAACACAUCAACAAGCGUCUUCCUCCAUCACUACCACCAUCACGAGAACGCGCGGAUACACCAAUUGGAAAAGCAAGUCCGCAUCCUUACGUCAGACAACAGACGCCUGCGGACCGAGGUACUUUCGUACUAUAAUUGGAUUUGGAAAUAAUGAUCUUCUAGAACAACGACAUGUGCGACCAGUCAGAGCAUCAUACAUAAUCUCGAUCUACUCGUCCAUGAGAAUUACCAUUUCCCCCGCCCAACUUGCCCCACGAUCAUCAGCUUCGACGCGGGCAGAUCCGUGAGCAGCGAUUGCGAAAUGCAUUGUCUUUGCGAGAAAAGGUCUUUUUGAAUGCGCCAGCUAAUGAGCCCCUUCGUGACGACUCAGCGGUUCUCAAAGUGAUGAUGCAGCCAGUGCGCUCAGAGGAUGAGCGACUGUUUUCGAUGAAUGUUGAAAGGGCUAUUUCAGAUGCAUCUGCAGCAGUGGCAAGCCAGAGUAAGAGCAGCACCGUGCCCGGUGGGACGAUCGCGCAAAUCAAUGACAGUAUGCUUUUGCCUGAAUAAUUAUUGUUUUCGGGGAGGUCGCGGUCACCAGAGUGAUAUUAACGCCAAUGGCAAUGAAGUGGAAGGUAUACUAAAAGUUGUAAAUAGUUAAUAGGCUGUGCGUCGGCUCUCUUGAGUGCUUCAUAUAUUCUUCUUCAUAUUCAUCACUGAUAAUCUAUCAUAUUACAGCCGACGCUUUUCUCGCAGAGCUAGACAAACGACUUCCGGCUUCUAAGGGUGCCUCUGAAGCAACGGGGGCGGACGAUUUUCUCCACUACCUCGACAAUUUUCAAAAUCAAACGAAAACUCUCUUGGACCAAAAGACCACCGCUGCUUCCAGUAAGCUAACAUCAACUCAAAUGGAGUCCUCAUCCGGUCUCUAUGGGACAGAACCAUUUGAUUUUGGCACAUCUAGUUCUAGUAACCAUCUUCUUGGCCAGACGAGCGGAGGUGGAGGAACAGGAGUCGGCGCACCAGCACCGGGAGACAGUGUCGAAGAUCUAGCGCUACGUUCCGUUUUUGCCGCGGACAACAGACGCGAUGCUAGUUUCGGCCACCCAUCUAGAUCAUCAUCGCCAGGAGCCACUACAGGCCAACAGAUGGUCGCAGGCGGAGAAAAUGCAUUUCACUCGAACAAGCCACAACCCGCGAGUGCUAGCAUUUUCGAGUUUAGCCCAGAAAAGGCAAGUGGGAAUGACGUCCUCGAGCGAGCAAGUGUGCCUCUUGUGGCCAUCCCUGGGCAUGCUUCUCCUGCGAGUGCUCGAUCUCGAAAUCUCGCCGAUAUAAUUGUUGCUAGUAGCAGCAGUAGCUUUACACCUGACCCCGGGAAACGGACCUCCCAUACUACUCCUUCUGCGCAAGAGCUGGUCGAUCUUAUCGACCGCAGUCUGACAGCCGUGUGAUAUUGUUGUAUAUGAGCUCUUGUCUCGUCAUCCAUAUCCUACUUGUCAAAAUUUGCGCAUAAGAGCUCCCGCUCGUAGUGGUAGUGCAGCCUUCAACUUCGCGUCAGGUCGGCAGCCUACGCGGAGAGCUGCCGCUCAUCACAUGGCGCCGCUAUACUUUAGUAUAAUAGUUGACGUAGCGGUGUUCGAGAGCUAUUGUUUAUUAUCGUUCGACGUUCCCAGUUCAC
Amoebophrya sp. A25 is the source of this 3994-nucleotide messenger RNA. The record is from the annotation of a GenBank genome assembly. Lineage: Eukaryota; Dinophyceae; Syndiniales; Amoebophryaceae.